CAAGGCCCGAAACAGUCAAUAAUGAAUGGGUCAAUAGCUGGGCCCACGAUCCACAUUUACCUUUCUUCUCUCGGUUGCAUCUGCAACAGGCGAGCGCCAAGCACCGGCGAUUCUCCUCUGGACUGAACUCCCAAAAUCUCUUGUCGUCCACGAAUGGAGAAUUCAGCCCAGGAAUCGAGCCUCCGAUCUGAGAACACCCCCACCUAUGAUUUCCCCUGCCCGAUUUUCGCCAUGGCGGUCUCCGCCCACCCCCGGCAACGAAGCAUCGCCGUCGGCAGCUUCAUCGAAGAACACAAGAACCGGGUCGAGAUUCUCUCCUUCGAAGAAGACGCCGUGGCUCUCAAGCCGAACCCGGUUCUAGCCUUCGAUCACCCUUACCCGCCCACGAAGCUCAUGUUCCACCCGAACCCGACAUCCGCAGCGAAGUCCGCCGGCCUCCUCGUCUCCUCCGGCGACUACCUCCGUCUCUGGGAAGUCCGAGAAUCCUCCGUCGAGCCCGUCACGACCCUCAACAACAGCAAAACCAGCGAAUACUGCGCUCCCCUGACCUCCUUCGAUUGGAACGAGGUGGAGCCGCGGCGGAUCGGAACAUCCAGCAUCGACACCACGUGUACGAUCUGGGACAUAGAGAAAGGGGUUGUGGAAACCCAGCUGAUAGCCCACGACAAGGAGGUGUACGACAUAGCCUGGGGACAGGCCGGAGUUUUCGCCUCGGUUUCCGCCGACGGGUCGGUCCGGAUCUUCGAUCUGAGAGACAAGGAACACUCGACGAUCAUAUACGAGAGCCCGCAGCCGGAGACGCCAUUGCUGAGGCUGGCUUGGAACAAGCAGGACCUGAGGUACAUGGCGACCACACUUAUGGACAGCAACAAGAUCGUGAUACUGGACAUAAGGUCGCCGGCGAUGCCGGUGGCGGAGCUGGAGAGGCACAACGGCGGCGUCAACGCAAUCGCUUGGGCCCCACAGAGCUACAGGCACUUGUGUUCCGGGGGAGACGAUGGGCAGGCCCUAAUCUGGGAAUUGCCCACGGUUGCAGGCCCAAAUGGGAUUGACCCGUUGUCAAUGUAUUGGGCCGGGUCGGAGAUUAAUCAGCUCCAAUGGUCUGCCGCUCAGCCUGACUGGAUUGCCAUUGCUUUCUCUAACAAGUUGCAGAUGCUCAGAGUGUGAUGAGAGGGGUUUAUCAUUAAAGAUUUCACUUCUUUUUUUUUCUUACCACAAGACCAGAUUGUAUUGUAUUGAUCAAGUAACAAUAACAUUAGUACACCAAAAUUGUGUACCCCAUUCGUACACCAGACAAACACAGACACUUUGUGGUUUUGGUGUACCUCUAGCAUAUCUGGAAAUCACAGAUAUUUGGUGUCUAUGUUUGCCUAGUGUGCAAAUGGAGUACACCAUUUUGGUGUACCACCAUAACAUUAUAUUAGUGGUGUUUGUCAAUGGGUUUGAUGAAUGUUAACAUUAUUAUCUUCUCCUCGAGGGGUGACUUUUUCCCAGGUAUAAUCUCAGUUUCAGGAUGUUAUGGAAAAUUUGAAUGCCUCAAUAUUUGAGAUUAAAGUAGUUAGAUAGAU
Messenger RNA from Cuscuta campestris, 1568 nucleotides. NCBI's taxonomy places the organism in Eukaryota, Viridiplantae, Streptophyta, Magnoliopsida, Solanales, Convolvulaceae. The record is from the annotation of a GenBank genome assembly.